CCCCAGCCCAGACCCAAAAUGAACGCCCAAUUCCAAACCACCCUCUCGGACUUCGAAUCAAAACUCAAUGCCCUCGUCACGAGUCUAACCACCUCCCCGACCGCGGCCGGCGCCCCCGCCGCAGCAGUCGGCCUGCUCGACGCCGACGACUCGCUCACCUCGGCCGUCGAAACCCUGCGCCAGCACCAGGCGAACUACGCGCGAAUCUUGAAGCUACGCGCCGAAGCCGAGAGCCUCGAGGACCGCGUGAAGAGCAUCGUGCGCGAUGUCGUGAACUACGAGAAGGAGGUGCGGACGACGUGCGGGGACGACGAGGAGGAUAGUGAUGAGGAGGUCGAUAGCGAUAGCGAUGACGAGGAUGAGAGCGAGCGCGAGAAUGAGGUUGAGAGUAGGGAUGGACAAGAGAAGGAAAAGCGCACCGGGCUCCGACACACCAAAGAAGUCGAGUACAAGCUCCUGCUCGACUUUGCGCGCCGCAUCAGCAAAUAUAACCUGCAGGCGGCGUCGGACGCAGAGCAGGGGAUUCACGGGAACGAGGCGCAGACGCGGAAGAAGCUGGACCAGGAUACGGAGAUGGGCGGGACCAACACCACCAACACCACCAACACCACCGGGAAUGCCAACGGCACUGACGCUCCUGCCGGGAUCGAGCCCGUCUCGACCGUCACGAAAGAAGCGACCUCGUGGCUGGACGAGUCGGCGAACCUGACGCGCCAGGUCUAUAUGCUGCCGUAUCCGAUGGAGGAUCGGAUCCGGAUGGGGCUGAUGGGGCAGAUCCAGCUGGCGGCGGCGGAGGGACGGCCUGGCUUCGACGCGGACGGGGAGGUGGAGCGGCUGAUUCGCGAGGCGGAGGGGACUGGGGCUGCGGACGCGAUGGCGCCGGUGCAGCCGGGUGAAGGGACGAGACAUGCAGAUGAGGCGGCGAUGGCGGCGGCGCAUGCGGGCUCGGCGGCCAGUGCGGGCGCUGGGAGGACAGCGCCGCCGCCGCCAAAGCCGAAGGCGAUGCUGGAUUUGGAUCUGUAUGAUCCGGAUGAUGAUGAUUAGAUGUGGUUGGAGGGUGGGUUGAGGUAUCUGUGCUUUCCUGGGAUGUUGAAUAAAGAUCAUUCGGACAGGUGAGAUGCUACUAUCUGGUCUGGUGGACUGUCUUUGGCUAUAUGGAUGAUCUGCUGUAGUUGCAUUGGCAAUCUUUCAGUUAGGAUGGACGAUACCUAUAUCGGAGCGCAGUGUAUUUAACGAGACCAUGACAACUGAAUUUCUAAG
Aspergillus steynii IBT 23096 is the source of this 1260-nucleotide messenger RNA. RefSeq lists its product as uncharacterized. Bases 19 to 1044 code for a protein of 341 amino acids. Gene Ontology annotation, biological process: regulation of transcription by RNA polymerase II. NCBI's taxonomy places the organism in Eukaryota, Fungi, Ascomycota, Eurotiomycetes, Eurotiales, Aspergillaceae. The record is from RefSeq and is a predicted model, not a curated record. Gene Ontology annotation, molecular function: transcription coregulator activity. The transcript has a single exon. Gene Ontology annotation, cellular component: core mediator complex; mediator complex.